AUGAAUGCCGAAAACCCCGUCAACGCCCCGACUUCUCGCGACCCCCGCCUGACGCAUCUUAGACCGCCUCUUCGAACAAGUCUGAGUACACUGCAGGCUCCACAACUUCCCAAUUCUCCGGCUCUUCCCCGAACUGCAAAUCAGAAUGAUGUCGGCUUCGGAGAUUUCAUACAGGGAAUCUCGGGGUUGGUGCAAGCCACUAUACAUGAUACUCAAAACCGGGCAGAGAAGGAAAGGCUUCAAAAGCAGAAGGAGUCAACUGAGCGCCUAUUAAAGCGUGCCAGACUUCACCCGAACUUUCCUGCCACGAUUGAGUACUUUCAGCGGGCGCGUGAUGAUGAAGAUGCCGAGAUAUCGCGGAUCAAAAAAGCACUGGAGGAUUCCACUCGUCAUCAGCUUGAGAAGGAACUCAAGUCUAAAUUCCCAUCUUCGACGACGAAUGAGAAGAUUCAUGAAUUGGAACACGAGGUCCACGCGACAAAGCACGUAUCGUCACAGCUCAGGGAACGAAACCAGACUCUAGAAACAACACUCAACGCGAAGCUUUCCGAGCUGCGGGAACGGUUUGAAAGUCAGUGGAAGACACAAGCCAAGCAUAGUAGGGAUUUUAAAGAGCGCAUGGAUCAAUAUCAAGCAUUAUCCUCCACUUCAGAGACGACAUCUGCCAAGAUUGCCACGGAAAUCAAUCAUUUCAAACAGAAACUCACGGACCUUGAGACAACUUCAGCCAAGCUUCCUGCGGAAAUGAAUAAUUGCAAACAGAAAAUAAUGUCCCUUGAGACUAGGAUCGAACCGCUAUGGAAGUCACAAAAUCACUUCACUGCCUCUGUUGCGAAAAUAAGCGAGAAGACGAAGGAGCAGGAGGAGAAGCUGGACGGCCUCAAGCUCCAAGACGUCGAGUCGAUCCGGAAAGGGUUGUUUGAACUCAAGACCCAUGUGCUAUCUUAUGAAAGUAGCCAUGCCGCUGGACGCCAAGAACAGCAUCUACCUCACGCUGAACUACAAGAACUCACUUCACGGCUUCAAAAGCUGGAGAGCGCACCCGAUCCGAUGCCUCAGGUCCAAUUGAUCCAUAAUGGUUUGAAACAGCUUACAGAAAUACGCAGUAAAAGCGAUGAUCUUCAGUUCAAAGAAUUGGAGGAAAUCAAGAAGAAAGUGGAACUUGAGGCGGAUAGAUCGGCAAAUAUGUCCAAUGAAAUUGUACGCCUUGCAAAUGGGAUGCAAAAUUUGAGUCGUCAGCAGAACCCAGCAGCUCAAAACGUUGCGCAACUGGCCGUGUCUGUUCAGCACACGCAAAAGACCCUUGAAACUGUCAGGAUAGGGUUGCAUUCGCUGGAGACUAGGUACAACAAUCUAACGACCGAAACCGUUGUCAAGAACAUGGUCGCUGCAAUGCAAGAGAUGUAUCCGAACAUCAGUCAGUUGACAGACCAGACAAGCAGACUCAAAGGGCUUAUUGACAAAGAAUUACCUCCGUUGCUGUCUAGAAUUGACGACAUAGAUCAAACGCUACAAUCUCACAUGGACACGACACGACAAGAUGCUUCUGCCCGCUUAGAGCAAUUAAAUCGUCUAAAGGAUGAUCAUUUGAGUCUAUCUCAGUCCCUGGGGCCUCUGUGGGAACGCUUUGGCUCGGAGGACCAGCAGCUAGUCAGCAGCGAAGAAUUUCGUACGCUGGGAGCCGACCUAGGAUCUUUGGUCAACACGAUCAGUGAAUAUCCAGCCAAAGACAAAAUCCUCACUCCUGGGGAUCUUGAGGUGCUCAAGUCGAAAUUUAAUGUUCUAGAUCAAAAAAUGAGCGGGUUCAGGACCAGCUUCAUCACACAACUAGGCGCCAAGGCGGACGAUGACAGGAUCAGACAGACCGUGAAUAAGGAGCGAGACUGUCUCUCGGAGCAGAUCAGCAGCGUAUCCACCCAAAUCAACGAAUUGGCCAAAAACUUCGCAGAAAUGAAGGCGGCAGAUACUAACCGGGGUGAUAAGCUCGCAUCUCAGGAGGUUGACAUCAACGGGGUGCGAGACCGCUUCGACGAAUUCAAAGAGUCUACGCUCGAACUAUACCAGUACCUGUGCAAGGAGCUAGAUAACGUCAGAGCGACCAUGGAGUCACAUGUAUCCAAAGCGUCGACCCCGGUAACUGCUCAGAGGGAGACAACUAAGCAGGAAAGCCCUGCCCGCGAAGCGGCUCUAGUCAAAGCCGUUGCGGAGACCAUUCCAGGUCUUGCUUUGCGGGAGCAGAAAAGGAAAAAUAAACGGCCUCGUCCGUCGAGUCUAGCGAACGAAGAGAAGGACUCAGCGCCCCCGUCAGAAUCCCCGGCAUCGUUCGCAUCCCCGGCUCCUUCGACGCCUAGACCAGAUGAAACCCCAGAAGCGAAAAGAAAAAAAAGAAGGAAGAAGCGGAAGGUCGAGGAACCGAUUACCAUCGACGAUUAA
Aspergillus affinis is the source of this 2433-nucleotide messenger RNA. RefSeq lists its product as uncharacterized. Bases 1 to 2433 code for a protein of 810 amino acids. The transcript has a single exon. Lineage: Eukaryota; Fungi; Ascomycota; Eurotiomycetes; Eurotiales; Aspergillaceae. The record is from RefSeq and is a predicted model, not a curated record.